AUGCAGCAAGGCGCGCAGAUCCACUUGACCGAGCAAGAGGAAGCCAUCUGCCAGCUUCUCGACCAGACGUGCUCCUAUAUUCAUCGCGAACGGCCCCACAUUGAAGGCGUCGACUCGACCCAAACGAGCGGAGAUGGCUCUGAGCCAUGCGAGGCACGCAUCGCUGGUGGCUGGGUCCGCGACAAGCUUCUCGCCCGCGACUCUGAUGAUCUCGACAUCUCCCUUUCCACUUUAACCGGCAACGCAUUCGCACUCUAUCUCAAGCACUACCUUUCAUCGCCCACUUUCGCAGCAUCACCCCUCGCACGAUCCCCGUUCUUCAACGAUCAUGGCUCCGACAUGGGUCGCAUCGGCAAAAUCGCCGCCAACCCAGAGCAGAGCAAGAACCUCGAAACGGCUACAGCACGUGUGCUCGGCCUCUCGCUCGACUUUGUCAACUUGCGCAAGGAGACGUAUGAUCCCGGCUCGAGGAUCCCAACGAUGACGUUCGGAACACCAAAAGAAGACGCAGAGCGUCGCGACAUCACCAUCAAUUCGCUGCUCUACAACGUGCACACGAGACAGGUGGAGGAUCACACCGGAUUGGGCUUGCAAGAUCUGGCAAGCGGAUUGAUAAGAACUCCGCUACCUCCGCUCACCACUUUCCUCGACGAUCCGCUACGAGUGCUCCGAUGCGUACGCUUCGCGAGUCGCUUUGCGUAUGAGCUGCAUCCUACCAUUAUUCGCUGCCUCACAGGUGCAAAUGUAUCAGGCAACACGACGGACGACGCAGAGACCAGUAUCGACCAGCUUGCCAGCCGCGACGAUCCGAGAAUUUCCACGCAGGGCAGCGGAGGGGUCGAGAGUGGACGAGAUCAGAUCCGUGAUGCUCUAGUCAGCAAAGUGUCAAGGGAGCGAUUCGGCAUCGAAGUCGACAAGAUGAUCAAGGGACCCAACCCAUUGCUCGCGCUUUUCCUCCUUCAUCGCUUGGAACUGUUCCCGCUUGUCUUUCAUCCUCCGCCGACUGCGGGUAAGCUCUACCUGGCUUCAACGUCCACCCCACCAAAAGAGCUCGGUCGUCCUGAGCCAGAUUCGGUAGCACUCAACGCGGCUCGUUUGCUCGAUGCCAUUCUCGCUAACAAGAUGCUCGAAGGUGUCUCUCCGGUCAAUCAGUCGGUUCCGUUGGACAAUCUCCGCAUCGGCGACGGCCGAAAUGACGCACCGAAAGCGGACAUUUCGCGUGCCUUUUCGUCCAUCCCACCCUCGCCAGUCCCCAGAGCCGUCCUGGAAGCACUCCCUGCCGACCUCCUUGCCAGUUGGAGUAGCGCCUCUCUCUCAUCCGAAGAACGGCGAAGGCUGUGGAUCUCGGUUGCCCUCCUCCCCGUACGACACCUGAUCUACGAAGAAAAGAAGAACAAAUUCGCAUGGGCGGGCGAAAGCGUCAUCGCCAACGGGCUCAAAUUGGGCACGAAGACGCUGAAAGAACCUGUUGCUGCGCUCCAUCGAUGUAUGUAUCUGGUCCCACUCGGACGCAAGGUGCUCUUCCCAGAACAGCCGCAAGUCGAUGCUGACCCCGAAGAGCUGGACAAGAUGCUUCACCUGCCACCGGGAUUGAGCGUCAAAUCUCGCCUCGCGCUGCUACUGCGCAGCCAGCACGUAUCCAACGGCUUGCUGCAGCUUCGUCCGGAGCCUGCCCUGCUCAUCUCGUUUAUUUCCGAACUGAUCGUUAUGUGGCAGCAACACACCGGCACUUUCGACGAUGCAGCCACGCUCGCUACGCUGCAAGCGCAGGCGACCCAGCUAGCUUCCGAGUACAGCCGAUUCUGGCGACUCAUUACGCAGUGGAACCUCGUGGUGCGGGCAGACGAGAAGCCCGUGCUGGACGGCAACGCGGUGACGACGUGUCUGGGCUGCCAUCCGAAACUCAUCUCUCAGAUUCAGAUGUAUGUGUUGGCUUGGCAGUACGAUCAGGAGCAGUUGGGUGCAGAGGCCGAGGAGGCGUGCAAAACGUGGCUGAAGACAGAGUGGGAGAAGGGUGGGAUUGUGCCAUUUGAUCAACGACCUGCGCCGCCGCCGAGCAAGGGGGACAAAGCGAAGAAGAAGCCGGCAAUGGGGAAGACAGGUACGGACGAAGGGGACCGUAGGAAGCGACAGAAGAGCGAGUGA
Molecule: messenger RNA, 2145 nt
Organism: Sporisorium graminicola
Lineage: Eukaryota; Fungi; Basidiomycota; Ustilaginomycetes; Ustilaginales; Ustilaginaceae
Exons: 1
Coding region: 1-2145 (714 amino acids)
Biological process (GO): tRNA 3'-terminal CCA addition
Molecular function (GO): RNA binding; ATP:3'-cytidine-cytidine-tRNA adenylyltransferase activity
Source: RefSeq, a predicted model, not a curated record